CUGUUGAUUCUGUUCUCGCGCUAUCGCUGUGACAUGUGCCACGGUUUGCUAAUGUUGGUCGAAUAUUGCUUGAGCAAGUAGAGGUGUCGACGACUAUUAUCGAGUUUGAUGCUCCUCAUUGGAAAUAUUUCCAUCAGCAACUAACUUGGCGGAGCGUGAGUCCUGAUUCAGGAAUUGCGGCUCUCAGGAGCUCUGCGGCUUGACCGUUACGGUGGGCGGUGAGGCAGAACAUUAGUUUUGUCAUGGUUUAGCGUUAGCAGCUAGUGUUUGAUACCGGUGCGGAAAUAUUCGAGGAAGGGGACGGCAGGACAGCAGUGAUCAGCCCGGCUACAGUGCAGCAGUCUACAUUAGCGUACAGCAGUGUACAGCAGUGUAGAGCGGUUCUCAACAGCAUGCGCAGAUGAUGGCAGUGGCAAGACUCUCAGCACGAUUGCAACUGGGUGCUACCCUGUACAUCGGUUUGGCAAUACUGGUACCCUGGGCCAGCUCGCAGACACCACCUACAAUAACUGUAACUACACAACCUCGGAGCCAGGAUGCCAGGCUGGAUCAGCUCAGGCCAAUAGUAUUUUCUAUGUCAGUACGAGGUGGUAAUGGUGACCUUACAUUCACCUGGCGAUUCAAUGGCACAACCAUUGUACAGACAUCAUCACCAUACAACAAUGAUGGUAACGUGAUAACAGACACAUUCACCGUUGACCCAAGAACAGUGACCGGUGGAUACUCAUCCUUUCUCGGAACGUAUACCUGCCAGGUUGAGGAUUCUGGAUUCCCAGCAGCAACUGUCACGUCAACUCCUGCAGCACUGAAUCCCGUCUAUGUACCAUACUUUACAUCAGCACCACAGGACAGAAGUGGUAACUUGACGUCAUCCGUAACGUUUGUUUGUGUUGCUGAUGCAAAACCAGCGCCAGUCUACAAGUGGAAAAAGAACGGCGAUCUCUUACUAGCAGAGACUCAAACACAGUUGACAGUACAGCUGACUAAUGCAUCGCAGGAUGGUACAAACUACACUUGUGAGGCCAGCAAUAGUCUGUCAUUCAUAUCCGCUACAGCACGCCUGACUGUCAUCAGCCGUUUCCCGUAUUUCAUCACCACCCUACCCUACAACGCCUCAGUGAACUAUGGCUUACAGCACACGAUGAGAUGCCUGGCAGCUGGUACUCCCGGUGUCACAUAUCAGUGGUAUAGUGAGGCCAUUCCAGGAAGCAGAGUACUUCUCCCUGGCUCCACCAGUACAUCGCUUACAGUCACGGUAACAUCCACUGUCACGUAUGGCUGUCAAGCAUCCAGUCAACUGGGAACCAUCUAUACUGAUUCUCGCGUUCAUGUUAUUAUCGAGAAACCAAUUAUCAUCUACCCGUCCUACUCUGCUCGGACCUAUGUCGGAUAUCCGUUAUCUAUUGACUGUCAGGCUGAUGGCAUACCUAAACCAUCUGUGUUUUGGAAUUUCCAGCAAUCUGGCUAUCAGUUUGUGCGACGGUAUGGCUCAGUAGCUGGUGGAAAGUUCUACAAAGGCUCUGCAGAGAAAUCUGACCAGGGCAUCUAUACAUGCGGUGCAGUCAAUGUUGGAGGAGAGACACUCGGUAAUCCCGGUGUCUACGUCAUUGUCGACAGCCUACCACCAGAUCCAAGCUUCACAUUCACCAGUCAAGCUGCAGUGGUCACAGUAUCUGGACAAACACCAGCUGCAACAACACCUGCCCCUAUGACCAGUUCUCUAUCCGGACCAUUAACAACAUCACCGCAGACUACCUCAUCAUCAUCAUCAUCAUACAUACUGGUGACAUCACAGAGUGUUUCACGGAGUAGCAGUGAGCCAGGGUCACAGACAGCACCACCACCAGUACCUAUUACAUCAGAAGAUGUUCAAGAGGAGACUACACCACCGUCUGCUGGUACAACGGCAAGUCCAGAAGUAACCGGCACACACUCCACCUCCAGUAGUGGACUAACGGAUGGCCAGGGUGGAGAUGACACCGUUAUAACAACCGUGGUACCUGUUGUCGUCGUCAUUGUUGUGCUCCUGAUCUGCAUCUUGAUUGUUUUGUACUUUGUGAUGCAAAAGAAAUCCAAGCUGGCUGGUCGUUACGAUGAGAAACCGUUGACUAAGGAGAACCGUGCCGCCGAUGCAGAGAAGACGGAAGACACCGGACCAGAGAUUGAGAUGGACAUCAUGGCCAGCAUCCAUCCAGAAUUGAAUGGAGCCAGUAGUCUUCAACGAAUGUCUGCAACAGGAUCACAUGGCCACAGUGGCAUGACAUUGGCUGAAUUGACGGAUGUGCUAACCCGUGUAGAGACGGCCAUUACCAGUGGAGAACGCACUAAUGAAUUAGUGGCAGAAUAUGAGGCGGUCCCUCUAAACAUGGUCAGUAUUGAGCACUCACCACUGACCCAGGGAACUGAACAUAAGAAUCGCUACAUGAAUGUCCUACCAAAUAUGGAGACGGCGGUUCGUCUUGAAGAGGACCCACCGGGAGAUACUGUCAGUUCCUAUAUCAAUGCGAACUAUUUACAGGAUCACUUUGGAAAAUCGAAUGCAUUCAUAGGAACCCAAGGUCCAACGGCCGAUACAAUCAGUGACUUCUGGAGAUUGGUGUGGCAGGACAAGGUGUCUGUUAUCGUCAUGGCAACACAGCUUGUGGAGAGAGGACGGGCUAAAUGCAUGCGCUAUUGGCCGGAUGCUGAGGGAAGUCAAGUGUAUGGCAAGCUAUGUGUCACUGUGGAUGACAUCACUGAUCAUACAGACUACAUUCUCACCACUAUGACAAUCUAUGUUGAUGAGGAUGACGACACAUCAGCAAGCAAGGAAACAAGAGUGGUUCGUCAUUUCUGGUUCAAGGCAUGGCCAGAUUUUGGCAUACCACUGUACACUGACCAGGUAUUGAGUUUCAUUGACACAGUUAUGGACGCCAAUGUGGACGACGCACCUGUCAUCAUUCAUUGCAGUGCUGGCAUUGGCAGAACUGGAACAUUGAUUGCUAUCAAGAUGGGCAUGCAGCAGUUUGAAGCUGAAGGACGAAUCAACCCGCUCCAGUACCUGGAAAGUCUUCGCAAUUGUCGUGGUGGAUGUAUCCAGACUUUUGAUCAAUAUCUGUUUGUCCAUCGUGCUCUAUUGACGUACAUGAGCCGGAACUCAUCAUCAACUGCCAACACCCGGGAAUCCAGUGCACCUGAUGAUACUGAGCAAAUCGAAGCAAGUAAUGAAGCCGUUGAAGGAGAUCAUUCGGAGACCAAGCUGUUGUAAAUAAUCGCCAGCGUAUAUUUCUGUAUGGUAUGUGCACUGCUAUGGUUAGUCUGUAUUGCCGUGCAAUAAUAGAAUAGAAUUGUAUACACUAGAAAUAGUGAUGUCACUAAAACCCGUCUUGUUUGGAUCAUUGCUUCACGCUGCCAUACAAUGACUACUAUUAUUGUUAAAAUUUGCAUUCUAAUUUGUUGACCUGCAUGCUGAGGCAUCAUGGAGGAGCAUGAUGACUAGCACGUUCAUCCUAUCCAUGCAUGCAGCACACACAGCUGCGCCGUGCAAUGGACAUGUCAUACUAUGGCCAUCGAGUCGUUGGGUGACUAGCAAGAUGAAAGGUAUUUCAUGUGUUGAUCAGUUCAAUACGAAUUUUUUUUCUUAGCUUUUAUCGAUGGACAAAAGGUUUGGCAAUUUAUAUCUGAUUCUGCACUUUUCUUUUCGAAUAAUUUGACACGGCUUGCUUCUUGUAACGCACAACUUGCAUUCUCAUCGGAUUAGAAUCUAUAGAUGACAUGUAUAUCAUUGGUAGCAGUGCAUACGUAUACAUGUACAUAGUCAUUCAGAAUUCGACCACUAUUCUUAUUGUUUUGCUCUAGACUGAUCCGCAAUGGCUGUGCAAUGCCACAGUGGUUGUGUUGUAUGUAUGUAACCUGCCACUAAUCC
Messenger RNA from Sycon ciliatum, 3904 nucleotides. RefSeq names its product hemicentin-1-like. Gene Ontology annotation, biological process: protein dephosphorylation. Lineage: Eukaryota; Metazoa; Porifera; Calcarea; Leucosolenida; Sycettidae. Bases 401 to 3247 code for a protein of 948 amino acids. Gene Ontology annotation, molecular function: protein tyrosine phosphatase activity. The record is from RefSeq and is a predicted model, not a curated record. The transcript is spliced from 27 exons.